AUGGCGAGCGAUCUCACGUUCAGAAUGCUUCAAGUCCCUCUUUUUACGUUUCUUCUUUCCUUGUGCCUGGUAUUCCCCACGGUGCAGGGUUGGAGAAACAUAACCGACAUUGAAAAUGCAUAUAAAGGCAUCUACUGGUGGACCGCCCUCGUGGAAUGUUCAGAUGAACACUUUGAUAUACUGGUUGAGUCUACUCGAAUGAUGUCGGCGAAGAUAAUAAGUCAGGGGAGCAUCAGGUUAGAUAUCGCUGCGCCUCUAAGCAAGGUCGAAGGUGCUGAGUGGUCAAACAUCCUCGCAUGGUACGGGCAGAGUCUUCCGAACGUAGGCGUCAAGUAUAAUGCGGAUAACUACGCCUGGUUCUGGACUAACAACUGGUUCAACGAAAAGUGGGGAUGGAAGGAUAACGGAUUAGAUCCCAGAUGGAGCCCCGAGAACACGACCAAGCCUGGUGGCCCUCACGACAUGGCCGGUCCUGGGCUUGGAUUUCUGAUGCCGAAGGAGAACCAAACCAAUGAACAGAAAAAUUGUCACGCCGGCAAUGAUCCGCGUGAGGUAUUCUGUGACUAUCUUGGAGAGCCCUAUAGCGAGUGGCUCAAGGAUCACGAGAAACCCUUCACUUCAGAGGGAGGCUGUGAGCUGACGAAGCAAUGCUGGAACUCCUUUAGUGAAUUUGCGAUCGAUCCAUCUUGCGUCUGUAAAUGUGACGGUGAAAGAACUCCGCUGUCUGAUCCCGAGUGUGCUGGGUUUAGAGGAGGUCCUCCUGGAAGUCAUUCAUAUGCUUAG
Molecule: messenger RNA, 783 nt
Organism: Aspergillus caelatus
Lineage: Eukaryota; Fungi; Ascomycota; Eurotiomycetes; Eurotiales; Aspergillaceae
Exons: 5
Coding region: 1-783 (260 amino acids)
Source: RefSeq, a predicted model, not a curated record